Molecule: messenger RNA, 1929 nt
Organism: Gadus chalcogrammus (walleye pollock)
Lineage: Eukaryota; Metazoa; Chordata; Actinopteri; Gadiformes; Gadidae
Exons: 4
Coding region: 137-1762 (541 amino acids)
Cellular component (GO): cytoplasm
Molecular function (GO): NAD+ poly-ADP-ribosyltransferase activity
Source: RefSeq, a predicted model, not a curated record
GAAAUGAAAGUGAAACAAAACUCCACGUCACACUGUAACGAGCUAUAUAAUAGGAACAACCCUGUUAUAGUCAUUCACACUCUACCCACACACUGAGCAGGUCUGGUUUAACCCACAGGCACAUUCCUACUCAAAAAUGUACCAACAGCAGUCCUACUCCUGGGAGGAAGAUGACUUUCAGCUUCCAACUGGGGUUAAGAAAAUUGGCCAAGAACAGCCAAAUUGCGGUCAGACCUACGUCAUGUACCACGGCACCACCAAGACCAUAGCAAAGGCCAUCCUGAGUGAGGGGUUCCGCCAGUCGGCGGACGGGAUGCUGGGCCGUGGCGUCUACCUCAGCCGUGACAUGAACAAGGCCAGAGCGUAUCCCAUAGACCCUAAGCUGCCUGACUCAGAACGGGUGGUGUUCAGGUUGAAUGUCAAGGUGGGGAACGUGAUCGCGAUUAACCACCAGGGCCAUCCUCGCCAGAAGAACUGGCACGAUAGCCGGUACGGGGAGGUCUUCGACACUGCCUGGUGCCCCCCGAACUGCGGCAUGACGAGGAGCGGCAUGGAGGAGGACUGCGUCUGGGACCCCAGCCGCAUCAAGAUAGACAAGUGUAUCACCCCGACCCCUAUGGCUGGGCCAAAGCCCGUCACUAACGGCUAUGACGGUGUUUUGCAGGCACAUUCCUAUUCAAAAAUGUCCCAACAGCAGUCCUACUCCUGGGAGGAAGAUGACUUUCAGCUUCCAUAUGGAGUUGAGAAAUGUGGCCAUAAACAGCCAAAUUGCGGUCGGACCUACGUCAUGUACCACGGCACCACCAGGACCAUAGCAACGGCCAUCCUGAGAGAGGGGUUCCGCCAGUCUGCGGGCGGGAUGCUGGGCCGUGGCGUCUACCUCAGCCGUGACCUGAAAAAGGCCAGCAGGUAUCCCAUCGACCCUAGUCUACCUGACUCAGAGCGGGUGGUGUUCAGGGUGAAGGUCAACGUGGGGAACGUGGUCGCGAUUAACCGCCAGGGCCAUCCUCGCCAGAAGAACUGGCACGAUAGCCGGUGCGGGGAGGUCUUCGACACUGCCUGGUGCCCCCCGAACUGCGGCAUGACGAAGAGCGGCUUGGAGGAGGACUGCGUCUGGGACCCCAGCAGCAUCAAGAUAGACAGGUGUAUCGCCCCGACCCCCGGCCAUCGCUUCUAUGCACAGUCCUAUUCAGAAAUGUCCCAUCAGCACCCGUUCUCCUGGGUGGAAGAUGUCUUUCAGCCUCUAUUUGGGGUUGAGCGAAUGGGCCAUGGAAAGCCAAAUUGCAAUAAGACCUACGUCAUGUACCACGGCACCACCCGGACCAAUGCAACCGCCAUCCAGCGCGAUGGUUUCGUACAGUCGGCGGACGGGAUGCUGGGCCGUGGCGUCUACCUCAGCCGUGACCUGAACAAGGCUGGAGCGUAUCCCAUCGACCCUAGUCUACCUGACUCAGAGCGGGUGGUGUUAAGGGUGGAGGUCAACGUGGGGAACGUGAUCGCGAUUAACUACCAGGGCCAUCCUCGCCAGAAGAACUGGCACGAUGGUGGCUGGCUCGUGACCAGGGAGGUCUUCGACACUGCCUGGUGUCCCCCGAACUGUGGUAUGACGCCAAGUGGCAUGGAGGAGGACUGCGUGUGGGACCCCAGCCGCAUCAAGAUAGUCAAGUGUAUCUCCCCGACCCAGAGGGGUCAGAGGGGUCAGAGGGGUCAGAGGGGUCGGAGGGGUCGGAGGGGUCAGAGGGGUCUGUGCAGGAUCCCUUAAGUGGGAGCACACCUCAUGUUGAAGUUAGAAAUGUGACAAAAUUUGCCCAAUUCGGCCAAUGUUUGCUUUUCGGUACAUUUGCGUUUUUAAAAGAUCAUAUUUUUCAUUGUUUCAUUCCAAAAAAACAUUUUAUAAAAAUAAAUAUGGUGUGAAAAAGUUUUGAGUGA